CGAUCGGCAUACCACCGAGCCAGUCGAGAAACGGAGCUUGCAAGCGACACUUGUGGCACGCGGAGCAGUUCAGCCGAUCCGACACUCCGAGCGUGAAAGACCGACAGAGAAAAACGGAAAAAGCCACUCUUGAAAAUCGGCGAAAAGUAAAGAAAAACCACUGCAGGUUACAACAAAAAUUGCAACACCAAAAGCGCGCGUGCGCAACCGAUAAGUCAGAAGAUAGGCGAAAAAUCACUUGAUUCAUACGAACAUAAGGCAAUAUGGCGGCUGUUGAGGUGAGGAACGGCUACAAGUACUAUGGCUCCAAAUCGAACCCGAAGAUUGUGCUCAACCAGCUGAACAUGAACGUGAUGCGGGGUUCGAUAUAUGGACUGCUGGGCGCCUCCGGGUGCGGCAAGACCACCCUGCUAUCCUGCAUCGUCGGCCAGAGGCGCCUCAACGGAGGCGAGGUCGCCGUGCUGGGAGUGAAGCCGGGCGAGCCGGGCAGCGGAGUGCCGGGGUCCCGCGUGGGGUUCAUGCCCCAGGAGAUCGCCCUGGUCGAGGAGAUGACCGUCAAGGAGACGAUCUUCUACUUCGGGCGCAUCUACGGCCUGACGGACGAGCGCAUCCGGGAGAAGUUCAAGCUGCUCAAGGAGCUGCUGCAGCUGCCGCCGGCGAGGCAGAUGAUCAAGCAGUGCAGCGGGGGGCAGCAGCGCCGUUUGUCCUUCGCCUGCGCCAUGAUUCACGACCCGGAGCUCCUCAUUCUCGACGAGCCCACUGUGGGACUGGACCCCAUGCUGCGCGAAAAAAUCUGGGACUUCCUCGUGGAGACCACGAGAAAUAGCAAACUGGCUGUGAUCAUUACCACCCAUUAUAUAGAGGAGGCCAAGCAGGCGAACUGCAUUGGUCUUAUGCGCAAUGGCGUGCUUUUGGCCGAAGACACUCCCACCAACAUCAUGAUCAAGUUCGGCACCCAGUCGAUCGAGGACGCCUUCCUCAUUUUGAGCCAGCGGCAGGGCAACGAGGACGAGUUGGCCCAAAUCAUGGAUCACAGCAAGAACCACGCUUUGCAGGCAGCUGCUCCCCCGGAGGUCAUCGACAGCCACGAGCCCAACACGCCUGAGAAGCAGCCCAUCCCCCUCGAAGAGCUGCCGAACGAGAACCGCAAAAAUUUUUUCACCACCAAGGGCAGGGUCAAGGCACUGAUGACAAAGAACUUUGUGCAGCUCUUCAGGCAGCCCUCAGGCAUCAUUUUCAUGCUCCUGUUCCCCAUCAUCCAACUAACGUGCUUUUACCUGGCCAUUGGCAAGACGCCCACGAACUUGGAGAUAGGAGUGUACUCCGGCGAGGUUGAGAGCUACGGGGAGUGCUUCGACGACAGCCUGGUCACAGUGUACAAGGAGAACGAUAGCUGUCUGUUCCACAAGCUCUCCUGCAGGUACAUCCGCGAACUGGGCGACGAUGUGGCCACCCGAAAGUACUACUCCAGUGAAGCGGAUGCCCUGAGAGAUGCGAAGCGGGCCACGACCGUUGGCUACCUGCACUUUGCCCAGAACUUCAGCGAAUCGAUCCUCUCGGUGUUGGAGGACGGAAUACACACCGACGACGGAGCCGUGGAGCACGCCGAACUGAGCAUCCACAUCGACAUGACAGACCAACAAGUGGCGUACUUCAUGCAGCGAAAACUGCGCGACAAGUUCAGCUCUUUCAUGCGAAGUGUUGUCGAGGACUGCAAUGUUUCCGCGGCCAUCGUUGACCUGCCGGUCCAGUUCCAGGAACCGAUCUUCGGCACCGCAGACAUCGAGUUCCAGCAGUACUGUGCCCCGGGUGUGGUCAUGACCAUGGUGUUCUUCCUGGCAACUCUGAUGACGGCGGCAGUCUUCAUUUCGGAGCGCAUGGACGGCAUUUGGGACCGCACUCUCUUGGCAGGUGUUUCGGCUGCCGAAAUGCUAUGGGCCCACCUCCUAACCCAGCUCAUUAUCAUGGCUCUGCAGUCAUUCGAGGUUAUUAUGUACAUCGGCCUGGUUUUCGAUACCUACAACAACGGCGAUACCACGACGCUCAUUGGAUUGCUAACGCUGACCGCUUUUUGUGGGAUGUUGUUCGGUCUCUUCAUAUCUGUGUUUUGCAAAUCGCAUACUGAGGCCAACUUUGUAGCCACUGGCGCUUUUUACCCAAUGAUCAUACUUUGCGGACUUCUGUGGCCGCUGGAGAGUAUGCCGCAGUUUCUGCAGGACCUGGUGAUGGUGCUGCCCUUCACCAUACCCUCUAUAUCAGCUCGAAACGUAAUCGAAAAGGGCUGGAGCAUCACCCACGAGAAGGUCUACAAUGGCUUCUUGGUCAUGGCAGGCUGGACGAUCAUUUUCUUUGUUCUGUGCCUGAUCGGCAUCCGGCGCAAAGCGUAAGCCCGGACCCUGGGAUGUUCUUUAAUAUUAGGGGGUCUUCCAUUUAGUUGUAAUGUACUAGCAUUUUUUGAUAGGUGAUCUUAUGUGCAUAUCGUUUAAUUUAAUUACUAUCGGAAGCAUAUCACUCGCAUGUUUAGACUCUCAUCACGUAAGGGAAACACAUUCAUACCAACGAAUUGUAACGCAUUCUUGGACAGUCUUCACAUAACGUGUGGACUGCACUAAAAUCAGCAUAAGGUCUUAGGGGUGUCUCACAAAAAUAUUUAUAAUUCACAGAACAACUUAUCGUUCUCAUGGAAAUCAAAAAUUUCGUAAUUAAAAAUGAAAAACUAACUCACUUAACCUAAUACUAGAAGUACAUUCUUGUCCACAUUCAGAAUGUGGAUAUCAUGUAUAUAGUGUAAAAGUGUAAAAUUAUGUAAAUCGAAAUUUUAAAUCAACCAAAAAUAAAACCUUAAACAUA
Drosophila ficusphila is the source of this 2850-nucleotide messenger RNA. RefSeq names its product ABC transporter G family member 20. The record is from RefSeq and is a predicted model, not a curated record. NCBI's taxonomy places the organism in Eukaryota, Metazoa, Arthropoda, Insecta, Diptera, Drosophilidae. Gene Ontology annotation, molecular function: ATP binding; ATP hydrolysis activity; ABC-type transporter activity. Gene Ontology annotation, cellular component: membrane.